Parnassius apollo (apollo) is the source of this 441-nucleotide messenger RNA. The record is from the annotation of a GenBank genome assembly. NCBI's taxonomy places the organism in Eukaryota, Metazoa, Arthropoda, Insecta, Lepidoptera, Papilionidae.
AUGAGUGAUCCCAGUAGUGAAGAGGCUAGGGAGCGACUUCUGGUUGAGAGCCUCUUGAAACUGACGGGCGAGCACAGCGUGACACACCAUGAACCCCUUAAGCCAGUAGUGAUGCAGCCCGUCGAGUCCCGGACUUUUCCAGUUCGGAGCUCUACGGACCGCCUGAGCUACGUCAUCCGGCGUUAUGAUGACGGGGUCCAUGGGCGUAAUACUCGCACACUGACUCGGGACAAACUAACAUUUGUCCCAGCAAAUGCCAUCUUGACGGUGCGCACUAUCCUUGGCCUGUUGUUGCCUGACCUGAAGCAUAUCAGUCUGCCGAUGAGGGCCAUAGCCUUUGCGAUACGUUCUUCAAUUCUUAUUCUCCAGGCUGGGAUAGCGCUACUUUGUCCAGUAGCGCGUCCAGUCGUGGAAAGUUUGGCGCCUAUAAUGCGCCUAUAA